CCACUUCCUGCUGUGCCGAAGUGAGUUAAUAAAAACCCUUCCGGGACCUCCUCUUCCUCCUCCUCCUCCCCGGAGACUCAGCUUUCGGCAAAACCUGGGGUCGCUUUCCCAGGCGGCUGAUGAAAGUGGCUUUCAUUGCACUGCCCGUUCCUGCUCUUGGGCUUGGCAAUGUCACAGCAAUUAACUGUCCCCUUGCGUCAGCUCCGGAGGUGACCGGGAAAUGCCCUCCCACUGUGACACAGCUCUGCUGGCACAGCCUGUGCCAGGCAGGGGACAGACCUGUCACCAGCGACAUUUUGGCGUGUGGAAAUAGCCGGGCGUGGGGUCCUGCGCUGCGUGGCCUGGACUCGCUGGGUUUUAUGCUGACAUGGAGAUGCGCUGUCUCCCGUGGGGCUUCCCUGCCAGAGAGAAGACGAUGUGAAUGGGCUGUAAGAACAAAACGAGAUGGAUGGAGACCUGCCCUGUGCUGAGGUGGAUGGAGAACUGCCCUCUGCCACGGAGAAUGUGGAAGGAGAGGUGGCCUGUGCCAAGAGCGAUGCAGAAGGAGAGGCGCUAUGUGCUGAGAGACAGGCAAAAGGAGAGGUGCCGUGUUCGGAGAGCUGUGGGGAAGGAGAGAUGCCCAGUGCUGAGUGCAACGCUGAAGAAGAGAUGCCCAGUACUGAGUGUGAUGCUGAAAAAGAGAUGCCCAGUGCUGAGCAUGAUGCUGAAGGAGAAAUGCCCCGUGCUGAGAGUGACACAAAUGGAAAGGCACCCUGUGCUCAGAGUGACGGGGAAGGAGGGACACCCAGUACCGAGAGUGAUACUGAAGGAGAGACAGCCAGUGCUGAGAGCGAUGCAAAAGGAGAUGCACAAUGUGCUAAGAUCCCUGCUGCUCCAAAGAAAAUCUCUUCUAUUUCUUCUCCCUUGCGGGCGAUCAUCCGCCUUCGACGACAGUUCCGGAUGCAAAAGAAAAGUCGUCUACAUUUAGAGCUCCCUAGAGAAAAAUCUUCAGAGCUGGUCCAAACAAGACUGCUUCAAAGGCAGAUUUCCCUGAGCCGAACUAGCCUGUACAGCUCUCCUAUGUCCUUCUUUAACCAGAGCAGUUUUGAAAAUUCACAAUACUUCACCUUUGACACAUCUGUGGACCAGUAUGCUAUGAGUAAACGCAGGCGGAAGAAGAAACGUAGGAAGUCUAGGAUAGUCCUGUAUCCAGAUAAAACAAAAAGAUAUCUUCCAACAGAGGAGAAAAGCAAUGCAAAACGCUGCCUUCUCUUGCUUAUUGCCAUUAUCUUCUUCCAGAUUCUAAACGCUAUUGAAAACCUGGAUGAUAACCUCCAAAAAUAUGAUCUAGAUGGUUUGGAGAAAACGAUGCACCGGGAAGUAUUUGGGCAGAGUGUUGCUGUAGAAAACAUUAUGGAAUUGCUGAAAGACUAUCUGGCUACCCACAUACACAAUAAGCCUCUAGUAAUCUCUUUAAAUGGCCCAGUAGGAGUCGGAAAGAGCCAUGUUGGCUGGCUGUUGGCCAAACAUUUUCGUUCUGUCAUGGACAAUGACUUUGUGCUUCAGUACUUUGUGAUGCAUCACUGUCCAAAUGAGGUAAAUGAUCUCACUUGCCAAAUAGAUUUGUCUAAGAAGAUUUCUGACCUGGUUACAAGAGCUGAAAUAGAAGAGAAGAUACCAUUGUUUAUUCUGGAUGAGGUUGAACUCAUGUCUCCAGUCCUGCUGGAUACUCUCAGCCGAUUCUUUGAACCCAAUCAAACCAAUGAGUUCCUCAAUGCCAUCUACAUCUUAAUAAGCAACAUAGGAGGUAGUGAAAUAACAAAGUUUGUUAUCCAGAAUGCAUCCACUGAGCUUCUGCAUCAGCAAAGGGGAAUUGAGGAACUGCUGAACAUCAUCCAGCCUUUACUGAUCCAUGCCCACCCUCUCUGGAAGUCUGCAGACAUCGUACCAUUUGUUCUUCUGGAGAAGAGUCAUGUCAUAAACUGCUUCCUAGAGGAGAUGAGGAGGGAAGGGCUGUAUCCUGACCAGAACCAUAUUGAAAAUUUAGCCAGUCAGCUCAGUUAUUACACUACAGGGGACAAGCAGUACUCCAGAACAGGCUGCAAGCAAGUUGUGGCCAAAGUCAAUUUACAGUAGUGGAUUACUGCAGAGACCAAAUCCUGCUCUCAGGAGCAGCGGAAUUCUGGGCUUAGAGAGGAGUACAUUAUAGCAGACUGUGGUCAUGGUGUCCUUUCUCAGGCCAGCUGUAAUUCCGUCCCAGUGGACACACUGUAAGAGCAUUCGAGGUGAUGGGACAACAGCCCAGACUCCUCCACUGUGUGAGCUCUGUUCUCCUCCAGAUGCAUCACUCAUUCCUAAUGGUCUGUGAAUGAGGCAUGGCCAAUGAAGCCAUAGCAACCUCCCAUUAAUUUAGGGGUGCUUUAUCUAUUCCUUACAUGCUUGUUUGGGAUAUUUGUCAUGAAGGAUUUGUGAGAUGAGAACAGAUGCUGUGGGAUAAUAUAAACAGAAGGAGGAAAUAGUAACACAUUUGGGUUUACUGUCUCAGCAGUACACAGUCUUGUCUCUUUUCCUCUGUGGCCUCACUGUCUUCACCUCUUUACUUUUAUUAGUCCUGGCAGGUCUUGUGCAAGGUGGGUGGCUCUGCAGAGCAGAGGCAAAUACUGACAGCCAAGGGGAUAUCUGGGAGAUCAAGAAGAAUCUGUGGCUCUUUUGUCACCCAAAUGCCCUGGCAGUCAGUGCUUUGCAUUCUCCAGUUCCUAUGUGACUGCACUCCCAUGAAACUCUUUUGUGUCCUUGGAUUAACUCCUAAGUUGUAGCUCUUCUGAGCUCAUGCCUUAGCUCACCUUUGGCACCUCCAGCAGGAUUCCUACUGUGCAGGUUUGUUUGCGCUUGCCUCAAGGACUGCUUGGAUGGUGCCAGGUAGUGUACAAAUAACUGCCAGAUUGUUUAGAUCUGGAGAUGGCAACUUGUCCUAAGAGCUCUUCUGCUUUUUGCUUCUGGGUACACUUCACCACAUUAAUUAUCUAGAAAGCCCAAAAUAGCAACUGACAGAUACCAUGCAAUACGUGCUGGAAAAGACAAUUUGGGCUCUCUGUGCCAAGUACAGCAGGAAUCCUGGGCUUAUUCCUAGUCCUGCAAGGCCAAAAAAGGUUCUUUACCAUUGAGACCCAGAGGAGAGCAUGUUGCCUGUAAGCACCUUUUGCAGAAGCACGUGCCCUUGUUUUGAGCAGGCAAACUGAGGAGUUAUUUAUGACAUAUUGCUUUUUCAGGUUUUGUUUUUGUGCCUAGAUCCCCUUCUACAACUUGCUGUGAACUACCAUAUACAUCAAACGUGAGGACAUUUGCACUGGUUGUUUGAUUUGCCUCUUUCUAAUAAAGGAAGUCCAAGGACUUCCAUCACAAAAUCCUGCUUCCAGAACUAUUGUGAGGAAUAAAUCCACAAAUAAAAUCUUUCAGAGUAGA
This is a messenger RNA of Rhea pennata, 3441 nucleotides long. RefSeq names its product torsin family 4 member A (gene TOR4A). The transcript is spliced from 2 exons. NCBI's taxonomy places the organism in Eukaryota, Metazoa, Chordata, Aves, Rheiformes, Rheidae. Gene Ontology annotation, molecular function: ATP hydrolysis activity; ATP binding. Bases 445 to 2115 code for a protein of 556 amino acids. The record is from RefSeq and is a predicted model, not a curated record. Gene Ontology annotation, biological process: negative regulation of apoptotic process. Gene Ontology annotation, cellular component: nuclear envelope; endoplasmic reticulum lumen.